Messenger RNA from Paramacrobiotus metropolitanus, 1896 nucleotides. Its product is annotated as KICSTOR complex protein ITFG2-like. Gene Ontology annotation, cellular component: KICSTOR complex. Gene Ontology annotation, biological process: regulation of TOR signaling. The record is from RefSeq and is a predicted model, not a curated record. NCBI's taxonomy places the organism in Eukaryota, Metazoa, Tardigrada, Eutardigrada, Parachela, Macrobiotidae.
UCAAUCAUAAAAAUUAAAAUCCAAGUAAAAUUUUCGUUUUACGAAGUUACGAACACCGCGAUUUUAUCUUUCCAUACACAAUUUUACACCCUAUAGUUAUUUCUGAAAUGUCAAAGAAGCCAGUGAUUUUGGGUUGCACAAUAAAAAUUUGGGGACUUGUGACAAAGAGAUCGAGCAGCCGAGUUGAAGUUCACUGGAGUUUGUUAUCAUUCGAAUUUUGGAGAUUUUUUCGUCAGGCUUCCGUGUCUUGUGGUGAUGGUCUUGCACUCUUGAUAAUCUUUGUGCAGAUGCCUGAGGGUGUAUUAUCGCAUGAAGACUUGCAGAUAUGAGGAACCAUGCGAUAACUGAUAGUUGAUGACCUGUUGUGAGCCUGUGGAGGCGUGAAGCGCACCAUCGCAGCUGUUCUAGCUGCGCUGGAUGCAGUAGAGUCGCUGCAGUGAAGUAUACAGUAUUGCGCUAUCCUCGUGCGACAUGGCGUCCAGUCCGGAGAUCCUCCUGACCAAGCCCCUGACCAAAUGGCUGGAGCUGGAGUUCUGCGAGUCGGCCACGGUCUAUCCCAAUGCCAUGACGUUCGCCGAUGCGGAUAACGACGGCAUGUCCGAGUUCUUGGCUGGAUCCAUCCAGGGCGAUCUGUUUAUUUUUAAGGGAUUAACACCGAAAUACUGGAAGCGCUCUUCCGGACUGGGAAUGAUUAGCGUCGUGGGAGCCGGUGAUAUUAUGCAGAAAAAGAAGAACGUGAUUUACGUCGUUACGGGUGAAGACCUCUACACCUUCUUCAUCACUCCCACCAACGUCACGCAUGCUAAUGUCGCGCAAGAGGACAGCGGUAAACCUCGCGACGUCAUGAUGCGUUCCCGCAGCAGUAUUGAGCCGUCUUUCAUGCAGAAGAUUCCUCCGAACAUCGUCAUGUCGGUGUUGUCCGAUAUCGAUGGCGAUGGCUAUCCCGAGAUUUUAUUCGGGAUGACUGACCGUGUGGUGCGCUCGUUCAAAUGGGUGGAAUCGCCGGCUGGUCCCGGUCAGACGACACCCACCGGCGCCUUCAUCACCCUCAACAAAUGGGAAUUCGCCGGCCAGAUCGGCAACCUCUCAGCCACCUUGAGCGAGGGUAUCGCGCAGAUCCUGGUCAGUCAGCCCGGCGGGAGUUGCUGCCGGUUGAAGGCCUGCCCCCUUCGCCAGGAGGAGCAGCAACCGGUGCUGGAGAUUAACUUCGAACCGCCGGUUUACCACAGUCCGGCGGCGUCCCGUCUGCGCAACCCGCUGAUGAUCGCGCACGUGCUGGGCGGGGUGUCGUUCAAGGGUCCGGAGAACCGCGGGAAAACCGGGCAGAGUAUGGUGGAGUGCGGGAGGAAUAUCUACGCGCUGUGUGCUUUCGAUGGCACGGUGAUGGUGUGCAACGAAGAUACAGUAUUAUGGGAGCAUCAGGCCCAGGAGCAUCCGAUCGCCAUCCAGUCCCUGCCGCUACGUGAUGAGUUUGUGAUAGCCACGAGUUCCGGUGCCGUAUACGUGUUUAACGAUAGGAAGAAGAUGAUUAAACUGCUGACGUCGGAACCCAUGAACGGAUUCGCCUGCGGUUCGUAUGGUGUAAUUUCCCGCAAUGGCGAGCACGUCAACACAUGCGCCUUCGCCACCAUCUGCAGUGGUGGCCGGGUGAUUAUCUACUACGCUCUGGAGAUUCCCUGUUUGUCCACGAUUCCGUCCUUCUGGAGACGCCCGAAACAGAGAGCAUGACCGGCCAAAGUCGGCGCUUAUAUGUGAUUUCAUCGUUUUACCUUUGUACAGCUUUUACCCGUUCUGCUUUUUGAUUUGAUUUUGAUAGAGUUCUAAUGGAUUUUAUUACGUUUUUUAGUUUUCGAGUUCGUGGUUUCUCGGCGUUGAUUAAUACUACUGCAAUCAAAA